Messenger RNA from Colletotrichum siamense, 291 nucleotides. It is a transcript of the gene hos3, whose product is annotated as High osmolarity sensitivity protein 3. Bases 1 to 291 code for a protein of 96 amino acids. The record is from RefSeq and is a predicted model, not a curated record. Gene Ontology annotation, biological process: attachment of spindle microtubules to kinetochore. The transcript has 3 exons. Gene Ontology annotation, cellular component: DASH complex. NCBI's taxonomy places the organism in Eukaryota, Fungi, Ascomycota, Sordariomycetes, Glomerellales, Glomerellaceae.
AUGGCCUCCACACGGAGUCUCAACAUGCACACGACGAGGCCGUCCAUCUCGGCGAGCUCGGGCGGCGCGGUUAAGUCGAGGCAGCUUACACAUCUCCAUUCGCAGCUGGCUCAGCUGUCUGCCAACCUUGCGGAUACGGAGAACCUGGUUCGUAUGACGAGCGUGCAGGCGGAGAGUAUGCGGGGACUGGGUGCGUGGCACGGCGGCAUGUUCAUGGCUGCGAGCAAGGUCCUCGGCGAGGAGGCUAUCAAUCGCGAUGCGGCGGCACAGGCUAAGGGCGGUCAGCGCUGA